AUGACGACCUCAGAGAUACUGCGUUUCAUCAGCGUCUUCGCAUCCGCCAUUCAUACAGGCAGCCAAUUUAGCCUCUCAUUCGUGUCCGGAGCAGCUCUGCUGGCCUCUCCCACUAGCGACGAGGCGAACCUGCUCACACAAUUCAGAGUCAUCUUCCGUCGAGGCUUUGUCUUGUGUCCCCCGUUUGCUGCCGUCGCCACCCUGGCCAACCUCGGCAAUGCUCUCAUCAGCUGGCUAUCUCAUCAUGAAGACGGCGGGAACACGGCACUUCGCUUCUUGAUUGCUGGAUUAAUUACGGCAAGCCUUGUCCCUUUCACGCUGAUGUUCAUCGUCAGCAGCGAAGGGCAGCUGUUGGAAAAGGCGGCUGAAAGGGUUGGAGAAGGGAAGGAGAAAAACCCUGCAUCUGCUGCCCAGACCAGAGACUUGAUCAAAUUAUGGGCCCGGCUCAACUACAUGAGAACAUUCUUCCCGCUGAUUGGGGCGCUAAUCUCAUACACCACUCGAUAA
Messenger RNA from Colletotrichum graminicola M1.001, 507 nucleotides. RefSeq lists its product as uncharacterized. The coding region runs from base 1 to 507 and encodes 168 amino acids. The transcript is spliced from 2 exons. The record is from RefSeq and is a predicted model, not a curated record. Lineage: Eukaryota; Fungi; Ascomycota; Sordariomycetes; Glomerellales; Glomerellaceae.